GCCGGAGCGCAGGCGGGGAGCCCGGCCGGGCGCGCGCUCACAGCGGCGCGCAGCGGAACGGCCUCCCGCCCCGGCGGCGCCGGGAAGGAGGGCUGGCGGCCUCGUCACGUGUCCUCGGCGAUCGAGAAACAGGCCAGUGAACACCAGCCUGGGUCUGGAUGCAGGACCACGUGCGUUCAAUGCUCACUGACUGUGCUGCUGUCCCCCGAUGGGGCCGACACAGAGAAGUUCCGGUGGUAAGGAGCCCUUCCCAAAUAUAGGAGGAAUAAAGAAGUUACUUCCGCAGCUGUCAGCACCUUCCAACGGGUUGAGCAAAAAUAUUUCAGACGCUGCAGAGAAGACAAUCCCUCCAACCCUAGACGAUGACCAGCCAUGUGACUUUCUCAAGAGAGGGAGUGGGGUGAAUGAAUCUCAUCAGAAAAGCAGCGCUAUGGAUGCUGGCCCAUCUUGGACUAAAGCGCCACGUGGGAAGGACUCUUCAGGAAAAGGGCAGAGUGAGCCCCGAGCCGCCCGCGUGCCCCCCGGACCCGAGAGCAGCGCCCCGGGGGUCUCCCGGCCGGCUGCGGAGGAGCCCGGAGGCGGCGUUUCCCCGGAAGGCAAAGCCGCGAGGAGCCCGCUGGGGGCCGCGGGGAGCAAGCUGUUUCUCGCCGUGCGGUCGAUGGGCAUCCUGAAAGGAGAUGCGGACGAGGACAGCGCCAGCGACCUCUCCGACUCGGAGCGGAUCCCCAUCGCUCCCUCGCCGCGCACGCCUCCAGAUCUCCGCCUGCGGGCGGAAGAAAUUGACCCGGCCUGCUUCGAUCUGGACCUUCACCCGGGUCAGGGCCACGCGAGGGCCCAGUACUGCUACCCGGACUUCCUCCCGCCCCGAUGUAGCGCCUGGGACCUGCGGGGCAUGGCCAUGCUUGUGCACGCGGAGCGCAGGCCCGGCGCCGUGCCGCGCACGGGCGGGCUGCUGGGCAGGUUCGUGGACCGGCUGCUUCAGCUGGAAUGGCUGCAGAUCCAGACCGUCCAGGGCGAGAGGGCCAAGGGCGUCAAAGCCCGGCUGCCUGCUGCGCCCGGGGGCGCCCUGCAGAGCCCUGGGAGAGGUAAGCUCCCCGCAGGGGCUGCGUCCAGGCCCCCCCAGGACGGGGCUCCCAAGCCGGGCCCCGCGCGAAAGAAAGGCCUUCCCCGCACACAGGGCGUGCCGGCGUGCUACCCCUUCGAGACUCCCCCCAGGCCCCUGGAGGCGCUGAGCGGCAGCAGGCUGGGCUCUCAGAAGCAAACCCUGGACGCUCGGACCGAGGAGAAGAAGAAGUGCACCAGGAGCCUCCGGCCGCCGCGCUGGCACCCGGCGGGCGGGGACGGCAGCCUCGCCGUGGAGAGCAGCGGCAACCUCCGCACCCCCAGGCCGUCCGCCCCGGCGCCGGACGCCGCCGACGCCCGCAGGGCCGCCAAGCCGCAGGCGCACGCGCAUCUGAAGAAGAAGGGACACGCCAACAGCUGCGGCCACGCCUCCCUGUCCGGGGAGAAGAAACUCAAGACGAACGGAGCAAAGCAAAACACACAUAAACUCAAAUAACGUCCGGGACGGCGGGCUGCGGAGGCCCGCGGCGGCCUACGCACUAGAGCGAGCUGCUCCCGACGCGCCGACGCUGUGAACUUAGGAGAUGUUAGGACAGCCGCCCUGCGAGGACGAGGAGUCCCUGGUCCUGCAGGCCACCCGGCCCCACCCGGCUAUUUUCCCAAACAGGCGUCUUGCGGGAAGACCCCGUUCGCCGUCGCAAGCGAAUGGCAGCCCUUUGGGUACACAUUAGCCGAGGUCCGCGCCAUGUGAAGGAACAACUCCCCGGGGGAGCGUCGCCCCCACGGAACCAGAAGGCGCGUGGAGAACAGUGUGGGGGGCGCUCGGCUCCCUCCCGCUUUCCCUGUCCCCGCGCGUGGGGAGCAGCCCAGCAGCUCUCACGGGCGGGCGGGCGCUCCGCCUCCGAGGUGGGCGGCCUCUGGUGUCCGACCCUCAGGGGCCCUUGGAGCCUCUGCCCAACUCUGGGUCCCAGGAGCUGGGCCCCUCUUCAAGUCGGGGAGUGCGCAUCUGGAGCCAAGUCUCUUAUCACGGAGCCACCUGCUGUACAGAGGCCGCGGCAUCCAGUGUUUUCAUACACUUUCUCUGACGUGGGCUUGAAAAGAAGUAAAAAGGGGCAUCUUCAGUUUACGGCUGGCGGCUCUCCGUGUCCUCUAAGCUGAGGACAAACGCGUGCGGCCUGUCGGGCGGGGGCGUCUGUGGGGUGAGGGGGCACUGCCACCGUCUGGUGGGGCAGCAUGGGGUCCGUGCGUCCCAGCCCCCCCCCCCCCCCAGGCGCCCGGGAACACCGCUGGGUGGAGUUCGCAAACGAAGGGCCCGAGCCGUAGAGACGCUUGGGGCCUCUCUGAAUGGAGCCGUCACCACAUCACCGCGUUGGGGCCUGCAUCCCGCGGCCUGGGGCCAGAACGGCGGUCUUCCCAGUUUGCCAGUUUGCGGGAGCAGGACCCCAGAGCCUCGCUGGGGGCGGGCUGGGCAGCGGAAGCGCGUGAAGCUCCUGCCUGUCUCCUGGCCGGCCUGGGGCUUCCUGCCGCCCCUGAGGUCUCCCCCUGUCGCUGCAGCUAAGAAACGUGCAGCCGCCCCGGGCCGUGCCGGCACCUUCUGCCGGCAUUCUCGGAACAGCUCCACAGCCUUCGUUGGACUGCUGCUUGCUGUACAGUGUGUUGCAAUGACGUAGCCGACCGUCCCCCUGUAAAGGAUUAUCCUGUUUUCUAUUGUUUUAUACAACGUGUUUCUCUUGUUUUCAACGCUGGGGGCGGAGGAGAAACGUGGCACUUCUCACCUGAACAUUCGUCACAGCUUGCGGACGUGUCACCCAGCAGCAGUCAGCGUCAUCCGGGGCACUGUGUGAGUGACGGCGUAAGGACAAGAUACAUGUACUUAGAGCCGUGGGCCGGCGUUAACUAUUCAGAUCCUGUGUUGAAACCUGGCUUCCGGCCACAUGAAACAACGCGUAAACCGUGGCCGGCAGCCCUUCCCUCCCCAGACUCUGCCUUCAGGAACGUGCAGGGCCUGUCCUUCGCCCUGCACCCCCCCAGCCCGCCCAGCGGGGGGCAGCAUGCUCUUGCCCGAGUCCCACACCUCCCCGUGGGGACGAAGGCUGGACGUCUGUGUGCGGCACUUCCAUCGUCCCCAGGGUGGCACCCUUCAUUCCCGGUAUGGGAGCUGUGUGAGCUGUGUUCUAGAAGCGCAGGGCCGCUCUACUUACCUCCCCGCGCACCCCCGUGGCACCCCGCCUGUCCAGGGCCACCUGCUGCUUGUGAGCGCGGGCGGGUUAGCCCUUCCUGCGUGCCGGCAGCGAGCCCCGAUUCCUCCUCUGCCAGACUUCCACCCAGCUCUUCAGGAGUUUCACCCAUCCGUGUGGGCGCUCUCGGGGCCCCUGCAGGGUGAGGCCCACGUGGUUGGCUUUGCUGGCCUCGUGUGCGUCUGAGCUGAUGGCCACGAUGCGUAAGAGAUUCAGAGCUAACGGCGCGAAUGUUACAUUGGUCCCUUGCUCUCAAAUCGGAGGGUGUUGCUUCAUUUGGGGAUUAGUCAUGAGGUCGCGCGGCAAGGCAGUGUGUAAAGCCUGGAGAAGUGACUUUGCUCGCCUGGGCUCUUCCUCAGGCCGAUGGUUUACUUUUACCCAUGUCACUGUGACGGGCUCAGGCCCACCAGGGGCGCACGCGCAGUCUCGGCGUGGUGACUCGAGAAGUGUUGUGACUCGGUGUUGUGGCUUCCCAGGUGGAUGGUGUUGGAAAGUGAAGCCGUGAGCUCAUCCAGCUCACGUCCAGGCCACUGAGCCUCUUGCCAACCUGGCGACAGAGGCCGCUGUGUUUCUGAGAAGUGCCUCCCUUUUCUGGGGAGCUGUUUACCUACGAGGUGCAUUUAAACUGAGGGAAACAGCCCAAAGUGUGAAGAAGUAACGACCAAGAAAAUUCAGAGAGUGGAAGAAGAACACCAGCCUUGGAAUCAGUGAGUGGGGAAAGUUUUAAACAUGCACGAAAGUGGACUACAGAUCUCUGCCAGUGUUAUCUGCGGCUGUUUAGGCCUGGGCUGUUCCUGCAGACUUGACGCACUAAACUGGCCGAAGGGUUAUAACAGCUUGGCGGGGCGGGGGGGGUGACAUCGGGGGCCUCAGACGGAAAGGCAGAGGCCGUCGCCAGCCCCAUGGAAGCCAGCGGCCAAAGGGAAGAUGGUCCGUGGGGCCCUCAGGCCUGGGAGGCUAGUUCCCAAAGAGACUAAGAAUCCCUCCUUCCACGAUGCACUAGGUACUCCCUCCUUCCGCUUUCCUUCAUGCUCGCGUCCUUGCCCAGUUACACGAAAGCAAAACUCUCGGCGGGGGUGUGUUUCGAGGUGGCAGAGCGGCACUAUUUAUGAUUUAUUUAUUCACAAACGUGUGCGGAGCCCCAUUCCGAACGGCCCGAAAGCACGCAGUGUGUUGUUCGCUGUGCGCUGGGGGGACCACUCCCGCGCGCUCGGUUCCGUGUGCAAUAAAACCGAAGCCUCGA
Messenger RNA from Phyllostomus hastatus (greater spear-nosed bat), 4542 nucleotides. RefSeq names its product family with sequence similarity 217 member B (gene FAM217B). The transcript has 5 exons. NCBI's taxonomy places the organism in Eukaryota, Metazoa, Chordata, Mammalia, Chiroptera, Phyllostomidae. The record is from RefSeq and is a predicted model, not a curated record. Bases 209 to 1558 code for a protein of 449 amino acids.